AUGAAAGCCACAGGGGAUUUUGGCCCUGCGCCUCCAGGCAUUGACCUGGCCGAGAAUCAGCAAACCCAGAUGCUCGGGGCAGUCAUUACUCUGAUGAUCAUUGGAACCCUGGCGGUUCUUUUACGCGUAUAUACACGGGCAAAGACAACCCAGACACAUUUCGGUCUUGAUGACUUUUUGAUCUUUGCUGCUUUGUGGUUCGCUUACGGCACUGGUAUAUGCGUGAUCAUCAGUAUCAAAUACAAAAACGGAUGGCAUCAACAAGCCCUCACUGAUUCCGAAUUCAUCUCGCUCUGGAAGCUCCUAUUCGCGCAUGUUUUCAUCUACUGCACAACGGUCACUUUGACCAAAUCCUCCAUCAUCAUGUUCUAUCGUCGCAUCUUUAACCUGCGCUGGUCCUUAUAUUACGCCAUGGCCAUCAUUAUAGGCUACUUCGUCGCUGUCAUUGUCACCAUCGCGGCCGCAUGUCGUCCUACAUCAUAUUUUUGGGAGCAAUACACAGACCCCACGGCUGAAGGGACUUGCAUAGACGUUCCUCAAUUCUUCUUGAUCAAUGGCAUUGCCUCUGUCGUGAUUGAUGUCAUGAUUCUGUGUGUUCCAGCUCCUAUUAUCUGGAGAUUGCAAAUGCCCAAGUCCCAGCGUGUUGCAGUGACUAGUAUAUUACUGCUUGGUGGAUUUGUCUGUAUUGCCGGUGUCGUUCGCGUUAUUUUCUUGCACAAACAUACCCAGUCUGAAGAUCCAUCUUGGACAAUCGCCCCUGUCUUCGUGUGGUCAUGCGUUGAACCUUUUAUUGGAAUUGUCUGCGCUUGUCUACCAACGUUUUCACCCUUGUUCCGCCGCUGGUGGGCCAUUUUGGGUAUCAAGCAGUCAGCUACCAAGAAACAAGGAGAUUGCUAUGAUUCAGGGGGCACCAAAACCCAUCGUUCGAGACAACACGCAUCUGAAGAUGAGGAGGAUAGCCCCCAUGGUGAUGAAGUCCAAUUAACCAGCUUCCCUGGUUGGCCAUUGAACUUCUUGCGUGGAAAAGGUAGUAAAGAUGAUGUGGCUCCUUCUAGAAUUCAGAUUAAAGACGAGGUCACCAUCUCGUUCUCUGUGAAUUAA
Molecule: messenger RNA, 1101 nt
Organism: Penicillium griseofulvum
Lineage: Eukaryota; Fungi; Ascomycota; Eurotiomycetes; Eurotiales; Aspergillaceae
Exons: 4
Coding region: 1-1101 (366 amino acids)
Source: RefSeq, a predicted model, not a curated record